UAAGUCUCUUUUUGCUGAGGCACACAUGAGGUACCUUUUCAAACAUGUGGGCACCACAGUCACUCACAGUAGGAUAGUAAGAAACUAGUUUCACUAUCUGAGCUGUUUUAUGGCUUACUGUGCAAUAAGGUUGAGAUCAAAGGCCGAUGUGUUAAAAAAAGGAAAGCGCUUCUGCCUGGACGUGUUUGCUGUUGUUCCAGCAAGUACACACCUUUGUUUAAGCAUGGGACAAGCAGAGACUAAAUCUGAGCCUUCACUGGGCACAAGAGGACAGCUGCAGAAAUGGAUAGAAGAGCAUUCACAAGCUGCAGGUCACAUGAGCGAAGUGCGUCAACUGGUUCUGGUGGGUCCCAAAGGCUCUGGCAAGAGUUCUUCAGGAAACAGCAUUCUGGGCAGAGAGGCAUUUAAAACAGGAACCAGAACAUUAAUCUGCCAGACUGAGAUCUGUAAGGUAGAGGAUCACAUUGUAAUUUUAGUGGACACUCCGGCCCUGACCGGUAAAAAGAAUUCUAACCAGGAGGUGACAAGGGUCAUUAAGAAAGCAUGCCAGGAUCUCCUGGAACUGCCGGUCGUGUUUCUGUUGGUAGUGCCAAUGGGAUGGAAUGUGAAGAAGAUCCAGGACUAUAAGCCAGUGCUCAUACAGGCUCUUGGUAACGUGUCACCAGACUAUGUGAUGGUGCUGCUAACCCAUGCAGACCAGAUGGAUCAGCAGGAAGAAACCAUGGAAGAAAGCAUCCUCCGGAAGGGAGGACUGUUGCAGCUGACCACAGGUCGGUGUGGCGGAUGGUCUUACGUGUUAAACAUUGCAGAGAGUAAUCGCACCCAGAUCUUGGAGCUCCUUAAGAAAGUAGACAGGAUGAUGCAGGACAGAAAUCCCAAGGAACAGUCCGGAAAGAAAGACAUGAGUGAAAAGUUGGAUAAACCCCAAACACUGGAGGAAGGAGCUGACUACAGUGUGGCUAUUUCACACCAGAGGAGGAGAGUACAGAAAAGAGUCGACGUCAUCAGAAACAGCGAGAGAAUUAUAGCAGAGAACAAAGGCCUGCUCAGGAAGCUGAGGGAUGACAUAGAGACUUUAGAAGAAGAUCUUAAAGAGGCUGUAGGAGAGGAGCAGAAACAGGCCCUUGUGAAGAAGAUCCAGGUAAAGGCAGAAGACAUAAAGGCCAAGGAGGAAAAAAUUCAGCUCCAUAUCGAAGUACUGCAGACUCUGCAGCAGCAAGUGGAGGAAAAACGGCAUCUCAUCAGUGAAAUGGAGAAAGAGAUGAAGGGGAAAGAGAAGGAAUACGCAAAAACACAGCAGGAACCACCGGAGAGAAAGGAGACAGCAGGACAGAUACACUCCAUCAGGAAGAACUUACAGAAACUGGAAGACCAGUUGAAAAAUAAGAGAGAGGAGGAAGAGGAGCAGACGAGAGGAAGGAAUUUAGAGUACAGAGCACAGCUACAGAAAAUAAAAGAGAACAUGGGGGCUUAAUACAUUCUCCACACUGUUAAUUAACAUUCUGCGUUUUUAAGGUUAUUAAUCAAUUUUUUUUAAAUAGUAAUUUCCUUCAAAAUUUAGAGGACAAAUACUUUGCUUCCACUCCUUACAUUUUAAAAAUAGCCUUGUUGCUCCUACUUCUAUUCAGGUUGUUUUAAUUCCGGCUUCUCAUCAUUUAAAAAUAAAACGUAUCCAGAUGAAUCUCUCCAUCCAGACAGAGUGAAUUUGAUUGUUGUUGGAUGAGAAGUAUAAAUUUAUACCAUUCCAACACUCUAUUGGCUUAUACU
Molecule: messenger RNA, 1767 nt
Organism: Astyanax mexicanus (Mexican tetra)
Lineage: Eukaryota; Metazoa; Chordata; Actinopteri; Characiformes; Acestrorhamphidae
Exons: 3
Coding region: 110-1474 (454 amino acids)
Molecular function (GO): GTP binding
Source: RefSeq, a predicted model, not a curated record